Messenger RNA from Anas platyrhynchos (mallard), 1313 nucleotides. RefSeq names its product heart and neural crest derivatives expressed 1 (gene HAND1). Gene Ontology annotation, molecular function: DNA-binding transcription factor activity, RNA polymerase II-specific; RNA polymerase II transcription regulatory region sequence-specific DNA binding; protein dimerization activity. Gene Ontology annotation, biological process: regulation of transcription by RNA polymerase II; heart development. The record is from RefSeq and is a predicted model, not a curated record. NCBI's taxonomy places the organism in Eukaryota, Metazoa, Chordata, Aves, Anseriformes, Anatidae.
AAAAAAAAAAAAAAAAAAGAAAAAAAAAAGAAAAAAAAAAAGGAGCCAACAACGAAACAACCCAAACCCCAAAGCCAGCCGCCGCCGCCGCAGCCCCACGGAGGAGCGUCCCGUCGUCGCCGUCGACCUCGUCCUCGUCCCCAUUCUCGUCCCCAUCCCUGUCCCCAUCCCUGUCCCUGUCCCCGUCCCCUCUCCCCGCCGCCCCCAGCCGGGCAGCGCUCCCCGGGCGGCCCCCGCGGCCAUGGUGCGGUGCUGAGCGCGGCCCCCGGGGCCAGCGGGGCGGACCAUGAACCUGGUGGGGGGCUACCAGCACCACCACCACCACCACCACCACCACAUGCUGCACGACCCCUUCCUCUUCGGGCCGGCGGCGCGGUGCCACCAGGAGCGCACCUAUUUCCCCGGCUGGGUGCUCAGCCCGGCCGAGGUGACCCCCGAGCUCCCCGGGCAGAGCCCUAAUUACGGCCCCGCCGAGUACGGCCCGGCCGGCCAGGGGAGGCUGGAGGCUCUCAGCGGUCGCCUGGGUCGAAGGAAAGGGGUCGGGGGACCCAAAAAGGAGAGGAGGAGGACGGAGAGCAUCAACAGCGCCUUCGCCGAGCUCCGCGAGUGCAUCCCCAACGUGCCCGCCGACACCAAGCUCUCCAAAAUCAAGACGCUGCGCCUGGCCACCAGCUACAUCGCCUACCUGAUGGAGGUGCUGGCCAAGGACAGCCAGCCCGGGGACCCCGAGGGCUUCAAAGCCGAGCUGAAGAAGGCCGACGGCCGGGACAACAAGAGGAAAAGGGAGACGCCCGAGGUCUACUCCUCGCAGCCCUUGGGCCACGGCGAGAAGAAGCUGAAGGGCCGCACGGGGUGGCCCCAGCAGGUCUGGGCUCUGGAACUGAACCCCUGAGCCCCGCUCCAUGACCGACCCCUGCCCGGCCCGGAGCGCGGCGGCUCCCCCGGGCACGGGCAGCGGGGCCCCGCCGGGACGCGAGCGAGGGCCGGAUCCUGCCCGCCCCGUCGGCGGCCGGGCUUAAUCCACCCUCGCCCCGCCGCCUUCCUUCUUGCCUUCCUUCCUUCUUUCUUCCCUUCCCGAGCCGGGCCGGGCCGGGCCGGUGUCACUCGGUCGCUGCUGUAAAGCCCCGAGCCGCGUGGCUGCGUUGAAACUACCUAGAGGUGCAUUUGGGACCGCUCCUGGGCCGGGUUUUCUACCUCAGCUCCGCACGACCACUUCCCGAGGGACCGGGCGCGCCGCAGCACGUAUUUAAAAAACUGACUGCUUCGAAACCAGCCGCAAAAGCGAACGAAUAAAAACUUAAACUUCAUGCAAA